Molecule: messenger RNA, 5022 nt
Organism: Pomacea canaliculata
Lineage: Eukaryota; Metazoa; Mollusca; Gastropoda; Architaenioglossa; Ampullariidae
Exons: 7
Coding region: 403-2622 (739 amino acids)
Molecular function (GO): protein binding
Source: RefSeq, a predicted model, not a curated record
CGCGCUGUCUGUUGCACGCCGAGCAAGUUUACAUUCCACUUGUAAACAUUUCUCUCUUCGGACCGUCUUCCUGUGUCCCUGACACUCGCCGCCAAAUCUUUUGCCGCGGUCCUCAGCAGUUUGGAGGAGUUGGCGAGGGCGAUUACAAAGGAAUGUUUAUCACGUAGCCUGUCUGCACCCCCGAUGGAGCCCCAAGCAGACAAAAGUGUCUGCAUGUGAACGACUGGGCCGCGACUUGCGCAGACAGUGCAGUGCGCACUUCACACUCAAGUGAUGGCGGCCGAGUGAACAGUAGAGAGAGAGAGGUAUCGAAUCUUAAUACUUUAUUUAUGAACGCUGUACGAAGAGUGGGGACUUUAUGCAUCAACACCAUCACUGGGGCGAGUUUCCCAUUAACUCGACAUGCUAUUUUGCUUCGGACUGUUUGCAUUGCUGUUAUACUACACAGUGGUCGCGAACGCUGAAUGCAGCUACACGUACCGCAACAGCAGUCAGCACAUCGAAGCCGAGUCCCGCCAGUACGAGCGCCAGGGCUACCAGCACUGCGAGUUCAUCAUUCAGACUUCCGGCCACCACUCGAUAGAGCUCAACUUCACCCGCCUUGUGGGCUUCGGCGCCAGCGGCUCGCCAGGAGAAAAGGUUGAGGACGGCAAUGAAGACCUCGAGAGUGAGGAGGAAAAAGAAAAGGAGAAACUGGGGGUUGGCACCGAUUCGGGCCGCGAGUUUGCCGCCCCCGCCAAUGACCACCGCCAUCACCACGACGGCGGGGAGGGCAACAGCAACAGCAGCAGCGGCACAGCAGGGAAGCGGCGGGCGAGCGAAGACCUGGUGCUAUCCACUUCCGGUCCCGCCGCCAGGCGGAGCUCCACGCGACCAUCAACGUCCCAGCCACCACCGCCACCGGCGCUGUCGUCAUCCACCGUGCUCGUGCAGGCCAAGGCCGUGACGGACGGAGUGAGGCCAACAUCAGCAGCACACACUGCCCGCAACAGCGCGGAGGGUCAGCCGUUAUCAACGUCGUUAUCGUCGUCCUCGUCGCCGCCUCCGCCGCCGCUGCUGCCGCCAUCGCGCCGCGAGGAGAGAAAACGUUGCUCGCCGUCGGUACCCAAGGUCGAAAUAAGGGUGGUGUCCGCGGAGGGGCAGGAGUCCCUCAACCACGUGAUUUGCCAGGAAAGCCAUAACUACCCCACACCUGUUGUCUUUCAUUUGCAUUAUGCAUCGUCGGUCCGGAUUGUCUAUGUCUGGAGGCGAAGGCAGAGCAGCGGCUUUACUCUACACUUCGACUUCGACACAGAGGACUGCCCGUUUACCUGUGAUGGUCACCUGUGCCUGAGGAAGGAGAAGCUGUGCGAUAAACAUUUUGACUGUCAGGAUCAAGCGGACGAACGCCAGGCGCUGUGCCAGCUGGAGGCCAGACAGACAGUGGCAGCCAGUGGAGACUUAGACUCGGAGAGCCUGGUGAAGAUCGUGGCCAUCGUCACGUGCCUGGUGGUGCUGGUGCUGCUCACCCUGGCCUGCAUCGUCGGGCGCCACUACUGCAGUCCCAGCGCCUGCACCAUGCACCGCGACACCGCCCACUCCACAGGUCACCUGGCCUGCCCCCAGUCACAGAGCUCAGAGGGAUUUACCCCUAGUGCUGAAUCCUUGCAGGACUGCAGUGAGCAGGCUGUAGCCUUACUGCCCAAUGGUCCAUCUCGUAGAACAUGGACUCCACCACAUCCUCCCCCACCACCACCUGACCUGGAAAUUGGGCUGCCCCCAAAUAUCCCUGUCUCACCUGAUGGCGAGGAGGGCUACACAGCAAGCCAGAUGCGCCUGUUGGAUCCUCGAUAUCGCACUGUGCAAUCCGAGUUGUUCAAGCCACCCCCAAAUAAAACGGUGUUUGACAGAGAGAGUCCACCCCCAUAUUCACCGAGUCCUUCGUCCGGAAGUUUUGGCUGCGGGUCAGCACCAUCUCGGUCAUCGCCAGUGUUUAGUGGGGGCACUUAUGGGUACGGGUCUGUAAGGGUGGUCAGAGACAGCGAAGGACAGCCGGUGGUCAGCCGCUGUUAUAGCAUGUUCACUCCAUCGAUGGUUCGUAAUGGUGCUGGUAACAGUGACCGCAGUAGCAACACAGGUGGUGGGAAGAGCAUUUGUUGCGAUAGUUCUGAGAUUAGUCCACAACACCGCAGCCACAGAUAUGCACAUCAGCAACGUCACCACCACCAUCAACCAGCCUAUGAGCAACAGCAACAACAGCGUUCGCUUGGUGCUUUUGGUACAGUGAAUACUGUGCAGUGCCCUACAUGCUGCCCUUCAUCCCAGCUGUAUGUACAUUCGUCCCUACCCUCAGCAAACGCCAUUCGAAAUUGUGAUACUCUCUGUUGGAACUUGCCUGCGCAGCAGCACUUCAGUACUGGCAGAGCCGCUGCCCCCGGUGUCGGCGGAGAAAGCACUGGCGGCAGCGGAGAUAGAAGCUGUGGCAAUGGUGUGAUUGGAAGUGAAGGUAGCACUGCAAGAGGAGGAGGAGGAGGAGGUGUUGAUAGAGUGAUGAUGGGGGCGCCACCAGACUACACCCUGGCAUUCAGUGACUUUAGUGCUGUCAACAGUAGUCUCCAGCUUCCAGAUUCUAGUGGAGUAUGAUGAGCUGUGGCCUGGUGUCAGCAGGAAAGUUUUGUGAUUCAGAAAGAGAGAAAGUAAGAGAAGAUGGUGGGCUUCUGAUUGAAUACACAGGUGGAUGAUUCUGAAGCCACCCAAGGUCAACUUGUUGCAGUGUGCAAGUGGCUAACUGCUUCGUUUUAUUUUACCCAACACCUUGUACUGUGGAGGUGAGAACUUCUGUGGAAGCUGAAAUGUUGAGGGUUUUUUUUUUUUCGAAUUCUGUGCACACAUAGGGAAAAAAUGGAUGUAAUUAGUCCCUCCUGCUUUGGAAACCCCUUUAAUUGUGCUUGGAUGAAUGUGUGUUCUGUGUGAUGUGGAUGCACUUGCGUACGCUAAUUAAAAGAGUAAAAGUGUUUUUAGUCCCGAUAUAUUUCGGGUCUCCUUGGGUAGACAUAGAGAGAGCUGCUGAAUGACUAGAAACCAUGGUUACUCUGCCAAACAAAACUGCAAGGCCUUGGUUUUCUAAAGCAUGUGAAAGAGGAAAUUUGUUUUUUUAAUUUGAUUUAUUUAUUUGAUAUUUUUGUGCUUAUUUUGGUUUUGUUCUAAGCAAUAUUUCAGUCUGUAUUCCACUCACCUUGACAUCUCAAAGUGUACUGUUUUGGGGGGUUUGUUUUGUUUGGUUGAUAUUUUUUUGUUAGGUUUUUUUUUUUUUUUUUUUUUUGCUUCUUCUGGAUGUAGACCCACUCAAUGGUUUAGAAAGAACUGUGCUAGUACAUGUAGUAUGUAAAGUGAAAUUUUGUUUGCUCAUGCAUCCACAAACAUGCACACACAUACAUAUGCACGGACAUUUAAAGGGAAAAGCAAGUCAUAUGGUAAGUUGGGCUUAAGUGAUUUUGUGAAUCAUGUCUGAUCAAAAUUUCAGGUUGCAAAAUAAGUGUUUACUUACAGUAGCAUCUGUAACACAAGCUUAAGGGCAGCUCAUGAAAGCCGUUGUGUGUACAUGCCAUUUUGCAAAGGAAAACAGACUGAUUCUAGUCCAUGAUGUAGGCAAACCCAUUUAAAACCAGAAAAGUAUCAGCUGAUACUGGUAGCAGCUUUUGCCAGCUUUACAGAAAGGCCUUCAUUUAUAGCUUGAAUCACAAGAAGUUUACAAUCCAUGGAAAUAGAUUAUGAGAAAUGUAAGCACGUUUAUGUUGGUUACAUAUUACUUUUGAAAAGAGGGUUGUGGGCAGAUCACUGGCUUCAUUUGUGUGCAGGGAUCUGUACACAGGCUGCUGCCAGUACAACCUGUCAGUGCAAGUCACACUGAUGGAGGUUCAUUCAGUUUUUCAGUUUUGCAAUGGCGUAUUUCUAUUUUUUACACGCAGAAAUCAUUGACCCAUCCUUCCAGAAUUGCUUUAUCAAAGAAUGCAAGUAGCUGCGUUGAAACUCUGUGUUACUGUUUACGAUAACAUGUUAGAAUGACGUCCCUUCGCCUGACUGGCUGGAGGGGGCAGAGCUCUGCUGUAUUUUUGUCUUAUCUGAUGUCUUCCUCAUGUUGGACUUGUGAUUGUGUAUGGUUUUGACCUGCCUGCCAUCGCGUGUCUGGAAUGUGGUGCCUCUUCUGUUUUGGUGGCUUCGGUUCCUUUUCAGUCUGCAGACUUCAUGAUAGGUGCAGCUCUGUGGGCUUCAUGUUCGCAUGACCUUUGUUGAUCAGUGAACUGUUGAGUGUGCUGGGGCUCAUUCAUUGUUUUAGUGCCAUCUUUUGGAUGUGCCAUUUGGAACUGCAUUUGCUAUUGAGUGUAUUCCGGCUUAUAUGAUAUGUUUGAUAUUUGGGCUGCGGAUUGUGGUUUGUGCUGUGUGUGGACGCUACUGGUGGCAUGAAGUACACAGUCUGCUAAACACCUUCAUCAUUUUGUUUCAUCGUCUCCUUUUUUUGAUGUCACACCACCUCUGUCAUUUGUGAAGCACCUUGAUCUUAUCUAUAGGGCAGGAUAAGGCGCUAUGCAAGCCCAUUUUUUAAUUUUUAUUAUUUAUUUAUCCCAGAGGGCAGUUUGGGGAAGCUCGACAUGAAAGCACAAAGCAGUACCACAACCUAUCCAUGUCCGCCAAACAGACUCAUACAUUCAUGGUUCAGAAGACAUCUGCAUUUAUUCACACAUAGUAACAUUCAGUAAUGAUAGAGAACAGCCUCAAUCUGUUAUCGUGCAUGCAGGUACAUGGAAUUGGUGGUUUGAUGGGAGGUGAAAAAUUCUCCUGACAGGACGUGCCUGUCAUCACAAAGGAUUUCGGACACUGUUAGAUGUGUCUGCCUGUUAUACGUUGUCUGAAGAGCACUCUGGGCUGUUCCAGUGGCGUUAAAGCAGGUGGAUACACACAAUGUGAGUUAGUUUUGUCCUUCACUGAGAAACUGUUGUAAAAACAGAUAAAUGAAAAGGACAGCAUGCUCUUUAUGUGCGAUCU